Molecule: messenger RNA, 5043 nt
Organism: Leguminivora glycinivorella
Lineage: Eukaryota; Metazoa; Arthropoda; Insecta; Lepidoptera; Tortricidae
Gene: ed
Product: Down syndrome cell adhesion molecule
Biological process (GO): cell-cell adhesion
Cellular component (GO): cell-cell junction
Molecular function (GO): cell adhesion molecule binding
Source: RefSeq, a predicted model, not a curated record
GCGUUGGCGCGUUGUUGCCACUACACAGUAAACUUUAUUUCUUGUUUCGUCUCGCUUUAUCGCCGUCUCGCUCGCGCACAUAGCGGCGCAUCAGGUUUGUCAGCCUUGGGCCAACCGCCGCUCGCGAGUGACGUCCGUUCUGCUGCCGCGUCGCUAAAAUUUCGCGCUAAACUGUUUACAUACGGAAUUUGAAAAUGAGAUAACGUCUCUCAAAAGUGCAAAGUGUUGAGAAAGAGGGUAUAGUGACUCGAAUUUGGAGUGGAAAGUGUUGAAUUGAAGUGCUAACGGGUUAAUUAGUGUUGUGUGAAACAGUUGGAAGUUGAGUAAAAACAAAAAGUGUUUGGAGCAAGAUGGGAGCGUAGGAUUUUUUUGAGAAGUGUUGAUCAUUGUCUAGAAAGUUGCCGCAGCCAUGGGGACCAGCCGAUUGCUUUCACCGUUUACUUUGUUCCUGUUGUGUGCAGCGGUCACUUGGGCAGGCGCCGAAGAUGAAAGCCACGACGCGCGCGAAGGUGACGAUGUGACGCUUCGGUGUCGCUUCGCCUUUGAGCCUCUCGCCGGGGAGUCGCCCACGUACUACUGGGUGCGAAGCACGGCCAGCGGACACGACAAUGUCGCUAUCAAGGACACGCCGCUCGAAACUAACUACCAAAUCACGUUCGCGCCGGCCGAAGGGCGCUACGACCUGUCUGUGUCGAACGUGUCUUACGAGCGGGACAACGGGCGCUUCGAGUGCCGGGUGAAGGCGGGGGGGUCGGGGCGCACGCUCCACUCGCAGGCGCACGCGCUGGUCGUGCUCACGCACCCUCGCGCGCCCCUGCUCUCGCCUGGCGCGCACGCCAAUGCGCAAGAGGGACGGGAGAUCAAACUCGCGUGCUCCAGUUCGGGAGGCUCGCCGGAACCUGUUCUCAAAUGGUACCGCGACGGCUCAACCUACCCCCUGGAAGCCAACAUGACGCACGCACGCACGCGAGCUGAGCCCACCAUCGCGAUCACGCUCACACCGACGCGGGAGGACGACGACGCCGUGUUCCGGUGCGUGGUGUGGAACAGGGCUAUGCCCGAGGGCCAGCAGUUGGACGCUACUGUGCAACUUAGUGUUAACUAUUUUCCUCGAGUCGAAGUCGGUCCAGAAAAUCCGCUGCGAGUAGAGCUCGACGGCAGCGCCACCAUGGAGUGCAAAGUGGACGCCAAACCCAAAGUGAACUCCGUCACCUGGAUGCGGAACGGAAAAUUCAUAUCCAACUCCUUCACACACACCAUCCAGGGCGUCAGCGUGCAGGACGCCGGCAAAUACUCGUGCUCCGCCGACAACGGGCUCGGCCGCUCCGGCGAGCGCGAGAUCUUCCUCGACGUCCUCUACCCGCCCACCGUCACCGUCGAGUCCAAAACCUUCGAGGCCGAAGAGGGCGGAACCGUCAAAAUACACUGCGAAGUCUCCGCCAACCCCGAACCCAUCUCGAUAGAAUGGACCAUGGAGGGCAAACCUGACUUCAAACAGAACGGCAACGACUUACUACUGACGCACGUGAACGCCGACAUGGCCGGCACGUACGUGUGCCGCGCCAUCAACGUCAUCUCCGCGACCAACGGCAAGCGAGUCGAGCGCGCCAGCAGCGCCUCCGUGGCCGUCCUUGUGCGGCACAAGCCCGGCCCCGCGCGCAUCAGCCCCGACCGGCCCGUCGCGCAGGAGGGCGCCGGCGUCACGCUCACGUGCAAGGCGCGCCCGCCCGGUUGGCCCGCCCCGCAGUACCGCUGGUUCCGCGACAUCGACUCCGCCGACGUCAAGCCCCAAGUGCUCGCCACCGGCAACCAGUACACCAUCCCGAGCGCGCACCUCGGCAGCGAGGGCGUCUACCACUGCCAGGCCACCAACGAGCUCGGCCACGGCGACCUCGCCUCCGUCACUCUGGAAGUCCACCAGCCCCCCAGGUUCCAAACCAAGCUCCAGCCUCAUAUGACGAAACCCUCCGGCGAGCAAGACUUCUCCGUGACUUGCAGCGCGCUCGGCAAGCCCCGCCCGAACGUCAAGUGGUACAAAGACAACUCCGAGAUUAAACUCGACGGGAACAUGUACGAAGUCAAAACUGAUAUCACAGAGGGCAGAAACUCUGUUUACAAUGUGCAGAGCACGCUGAGAUUCUACGGGAAGUCGCGCCCGAGCACUAACGACCUACUGCCCGAGGACAGAGGGAUAUAUUCGUGUACGUUCGAAAACGAAGUCAAGAAAGUCGAGUCCACUAUGCAUCUCAGGAUAGAACAUGAACCAAUACCCAUCAAGCAACAGAAAAAAGUAGCAUACGACGUAAAAGAAGUCGCCGAAAUCUCCUGCCGAGUGCAAGCGUAUCCCAAACCAGAGUUCCAAUGGUACUACGGCUCGAAUACGGCGCCAUUGCAGAUGUCUUCCGACGGCCAUUACGAGAUAAAUACUAGCACGGACAAUAAUGACUCGUACUUCAGCGUGCUGAAGAUAAGAAAUGUGAAACCGCAAGAUUACGGAGACUAUUACUGCAAUGUUAAAAACUCUCUUGGAAGCGUGCGACCUCAAAUAAAAUUGCAGCCGAAAGGCGCGCCCGAAACGCCUAGGACUCUCACUAGUAAAAAGAUCGGUCCUAGCUACGUGACUCUUCAAUGGGAAGCGGGUUUCGACGGGGGGCUGUCGAGCACGAAGUACUUCGUGAGGUACCGGCGCGUGGGCGCCAUGGGAGCCCCGGGGGCUUCGGAUUGCGUGGCCGAGCGCAGCGCGGCGCAGGACUGGAUGGAGUACGACUGCGGCCGGUCCAAUCCCUGCAAUGUCACGCGGUUGGAUCAGCACAACACAUAUUCUUUCAAGGUGAAAGCCGUGAACACGAAGGGACAGAGCAACUACUCGAACGAGCUGACCGUCACGACCAAGGUCGACAAGAUACCUGCGCCAGAGCAGGUUACGUACGAGCCGAGUACGAGGACCGUGGCAUUCAGCGUUGGGCCCACUUGCUUACCGCUGCUAGGAGUCGCGGAGGCGAUGCAGCCUAACCAUCAUUGGCAGGUUCUGGACACUGUACCCCUCCGCCUCUCCGGGGCCUCGUCGACGGCGCAAGAGGCCGUGUUGGAGUCCCCCGCCCCCCGCGGCCCUCGGCCCGAGGACCCGAACCCCCGCCUGCGGCUCAAGCUCUGUCUCCAGAUCAACCAGGAAGUCUGCAGCGAAUAUACUGAGGCUGACAUCGGCCCGCCCUACAUAAAGGAAGCGUCAGCGUUCAGCACGGCCACGCUGGUCGCCAUCCUCAUCUCCUGCCUAGUCUUCCUGCUCUUCCUAAGCCUCCUCUUCGUGUUCUGUCGCUGCAAACGCAACGAGAACAAGAAAGACAACGCUAAAGACUACGAAAUGGAUUCGAUGCGUCCAGCGAUGGUUACGCCUCAGAAUCAAGCGCCGCCGCCUUACUACCCUAGCUCCGGGAUGGAGAAUAAAGCGCUAGAACAUUCUAUGGAGCUGGCGUUAGCUAUGGAGGACUCUAAGAGCGCUGUGUACGCGUCGCAAAGUGGCUACGGGUACCAUUUGGCGCCGCAUCAGACGAUGCCGCACGGGCAGCUGCCUCCGCAGUCGCACCCGCAAAAUAUGACUAAUACUGACUGGGUAAACAUGGGCUACAUAGAGAACAGCUAUACCAACAGCAACAACGGCGGCAGCGUGAACUCCCAGGACUCCCUAUGGCAGAUGAAGAUGGCCGCGGCCAACGGCGCCAUGACACACCCGCCGCACCAGGUUCUCGACCGCCAGAGUCACUACGGUUACGACGCGCACGGCUACGGAGCCAUGGACGACUACGCGCCGUACCCGCUGCCCGCUGCGGGCGGCGAUUGCAUGCGGUCGCAGAACCCGAGCCGACAGGAAUACUGCUCCGACCCGUACGCGCAAGUGCACAAGCCGAAGAAACCGCAGCAUAUAGAGUCCCCGUACCACGAGGUGAGCGGUCUCCCCGAGUCGUACGGCGGGGAAGCGGGGGGCGAGGACAAGCCCCCCCACCUCUCGCUCAGCUACGACGAGUCGCUCGAGUCCGGCUACUCCACUCCCAACUCGCGCGCGCGCCGCGUCAUCCGGGAGAUCAUCGUGUAGCAACACUCUACGGCCCUGUGAGCCUAGCGUUCGAUGCUGUUAAACUAAUUUCUAUAGGUUGAGGGCUUGAUUCUUACAAAUCUAGAGCGUCUUGCAGUCGGCAUUCGUUUCAGUAAAAAAGAUGCCCCAAAAUCAUCGUUCUAUUUCGUAAGACAUUUUCUCAUGGCCGACUAGCGCGGUAGUGGAAUUUAUGGGACAAUUUUUCAGCUUCAAAAUUGAAUAUGCCUGUGGAUUUGGAGUCUAAAAUGAAGAUCAGAAUUUCUGAGAAGCAGGUCCUUAACUUUUUAGAAUAAUCAUUAGAUUGGUUUGUACGUUUCGAUUAAAAUGACUGUCCGAUUGGGCAAUCUAUCGGUUUUGUAUCGGCCAUUCGAACAGUCUCGUUAGUUGCGAUACAAACGAUAUAAUCACGUGUGUCUUUGUGAACGCUGGGCUUCACACGUCGAGGCGAUUCGUUAGAUUAGCUUAACUAGAGCUAAACUUCGCCCGCGACUAAGUUGCGAGACGAAUAUUUGUUUGACUCAGCGGACUUAUACUGCAAGUUGUGGGUUGAUGUGAAUGUAACUGCCGUCCAAACCCCAGCCCCAGACGUGUCACGGAAACUUUUGUAGUAUCACAUGUUUUAUUCACGAGCUUUAUAAUGUAGUGUCAAUAUGCCCAAUUGUGAUUGAUGUCAAUUGUGAUAAGAUGCCACAUAUGGCGAUCGCUUGUUGUGAAUGCAAUACAAAUUUAUUAUCAAAAUCUACUAUUCUGAGCGAAUACGUAUACUUUUACAGUUACAGGCCUUCCGGAGCCAAUUUCUGUUCGUGAUCGACGCGAGUUUAUCCCACAAAGCAAAGCCGUAGCUCGCAACGCAUUCCUCUUUCUGUAUUAUAAUCAAACGAGACUGAUAAGCCAUAUGAAAUAGGUAUUUUAAUGCUGAGCGCGGAAUGGUUGCGGUCGACAGUUAUUUUACG